GUAUUCAGCUGGCCUGGCAGCUACAAACACAAAGAGGAGCUGCUGCAGCAUUAUGCGCAGUUUAUGGCAUCGACCAUGAAUCGCAGUGUGAAUCCUUGCGAGAACUUUUACGAAUAUGCAUGCGGCAAUUGGAAGGAGUCGCCAGCGCUGCCGCCAGCAGCGCGCAACAGCAGCUUGUUGCAAGCAAUGCAGCAGCAAAUUGAUGAGCAGGUGCAAGAAUUUUUGCAGAAUGCAACAGCAGCAAAUGAAGCAAACGGCAGCGCUGAAGCAAAAGCAAAACAAUUUUAUGCAAGUUGUGUGCAAAUGAAAACAAAUAUGAGUCAAGGCUAUGAGUUGCUUAUGGGGCAACAAGCGGAUAGAUUAGCUGGGAGCAAUGAAACUGUGGAUUGGCUGUAUGUAAAUUUUAUGUCCAACUAUGAGCUGUAUCCGCUGCUGCCGCUCAAAGUGCAUUAUAAUACAGCAAGUCGCAAAUUUGCGCUGCUGCUAACGCCGCCAGUGAAGACGCUGGCGCAGCUAAAUGAGCAGCAGCUACAAAAUUUAACAACAGAUUUGCAGCUGAAUGCAACACAAAAAGCGCAACUAACGCUAUUAACUGCCUUUGAGCGUAAUUUAACUAGUUUGGUUAAGCAGCGCAAUGAAACGCAGCAGCUGACGCUGGCAGAAUUUUUGACGCAGCAGCAACAUGCGCGUUUGAACUGGACGCGUUACUUUCAUUUAGCAUUCAAUGGCAGCGAGCAGGGCCAAUGGCUGCUGUUUAAUCAGCUUGAUGAGCUGGGUGAGCUGUUGGCAUUUUUGGAGUCUGUGGAGCUGCCGCUGCUGCGCAGCUAUGUGCAGCAUCGUGAGCUGCUCAAGUUCUAUGCGCUUUGGCAAACUGAAACGCGCAAUGGCAGCUUAGCCAGCGCCUGUCGCUCACUAACUGAAAGCUACUACAAUUAUGCGCUGCUGCCCUGGUUUAUAGCGCGCACUUUUGGCCAAGAGCAACGCGCUGAUGUUUUGCAAGUUGCACGCAAUAUACGCGGCACAUUCUAUGAGCUGCUUGCUCAAUACUCCUGGCUAGACGAUGAAACUCGCUCGCAUGCGCGCACUAAACUCGCCGCCAUGGACAUUGAUGUGGGCUAUAGCGAUGAGUUAACACAUCGCGCGCUUAUAGACAAAGUCUAUAGUGAUUUUAAUAUGUCCACCAAUUGGGUUGUUAACUUGGCCACACUCGAACGCAGUCGCGCGCGCAUUCGCCUCAAAUCGGUGGACAGAGCUUUGGUGCCGCUGCUUAUGCCCACGCGUUCAGUUAAUGCUUAUUAUGCCGAUUUUCUGAAUCAAGCUUUCAUUACCAUUGCCAUGACGCAAUUUCCACUCUAUCAUCUCAAUUUUCCGCCUGUGCUCAAAUACGCCGGCAUUGGCAACAUUAUUGGCCAUGAAAUGGCGCAUGGCUUCGACUCCUACUGCUAUCAAUACAACUACGAUGGCAAAAAGCUCAACUGGUGGUCAGCUGCGUCGCUGCGCAACUUCAAGCAGCGCUAUCGCUGCCUCGAAUCCCAAUACAACAAAUACAUUUUGCUGGGCGUGCCCACCAAUGGCAGCUUAACGUCUGGGGACAACAUUGCCGACAAUGUGGGCGCUCGCAUGGCUUACUAUGCGUAUAAGCAAUACGCUGGCAACAGCGCUUUGACUCAACAGCCGCUGCGCGGCAUCGAUCUCAACAACAAGCAGCUUUUCUUUCUCAAAUUCGCUCAGACCUGGUGCACGGGCAAGGACGCCGCCUCGCAGCUGAGCAAACUCAAGUCUGAUCCACAUGCCUAUGAGGAGUUCCGUGUCAUUGGCACGCUCAGCAAUAUGCCAGAGUUUAGCGAGGCCUACAACUGCAAGCUGGGCACGGAUAUGAAUCCGAUUAAGAAGUGUGUGGUUUGGUAA
Molecule: messenger RNA, 1908 nt
Organism: Drosophila busckii
Lineage: Eukaryota; Metazoa; Arthropoda; Insecta; Diptera; Drosophilidae
Product: endothelin-converting enzyme 1
Biological process (GO): protein processing
Cellular component (GO): plasma membrane
Molecular function (GO): metalloendopeptidase activity
Source: RefSeq, a predicted model, not a curated record